GUUGCUUACAGGCGAUUCACGACAUGGGUGCUUAUUCAAUUUCCUGAGUCAUGGCCUUGUCGAUUUCAAUUUUAUCUCGGAAACCUAUUUAUAGGAAAUAGGUAACCAACAAGAGAUGCUCCUGAUCGACGAUGACGACUUUUUCAAUUAAUUGAUCGGAAAACCGAUCUAUAGUUCACAGGAUUUUCUCGGAAAACCGUUCUCCGGCCGAUUCUUCUUCUUCUCUUCCUACUAGAGACUUCUCUCCAUAUAAGCGCAUAUAUUAUAUUAUAUAUCUUUGGGUGUAUAAUAUAUAUAUAUAUAUAUAUAUAUAUGCCGUUGUUUUAGCAAGGCAGAAACCGAUCACAGGACAGAGGAGCGAAGAAAAUACCAAACCUUCAAAAUCAGCUAUGCAGACCCAACGUUGCCUGACCGAGGCGGCCGAGCGCGCGGCGGCGAAGCCGAGCCGGAGCGACGAGGUGGUGGACGCCGAGCAGCAGCUCCGGAUGGCCGAUCAGGUCAGGGCGCAGUUCGACUCCAUCGCCCCCAAGCGCCCUGCCAAGCCGAGCCGUAGCGAAUCGGACUCGGAGCAGGUCACCUCCGACGUGGGCGGCGGGGACAUUCCGGAGCUCGACAAGCUCCGAUCUCUCCAGUCUCAAUCUCAGAUCGCAAUCUCUAAAGUGGGAGAGGGGGCUCCGGUGAUCGCGGACGAGUUCGUGGAGACACAGUACUACACGGAGCUCUGCUCGAUCGACAGGCAGCAUCACACGACGGGAAAUGGAUUCAUAAAUGUGGAGAGAGGAGGAGACGAGGCCAGGUAUGGUAUCCAGUUGGAAAGAGGCCAUGACGGGGGUGGAGUGUAUCGCCGACCGGAAUUAAGAAGCAACCCUGCAAUGAAUGACUGGGUCCCGAUCCCCGAAGAAGAUCAUCAUCAGGUUUAUGUCUCCUCGAAGCCGAAUCGGAGUGAGGGAUCUAAUUAGUUUUUCGACUUUCCUUGUUGCUAUCCUUUUGCAUUAUCGCAUCUUGACUUUGAUGGGAGUCUGGUGGAGGAUUGAGUCAUUGAUCAAGAUUGGUAAAUUAAUCACUCACUGAUGUCCGUGAUCAGUCAUGUUUUUACUAUCUGUAAUUCAAGAUAAAUGAACAACAUGGACAUCAUAUAUUUUCCUCACC
Molecule: messenger RNA, 1149 nt
Organism: Punica granatum (pomegranate)
Lineage: Eukaryota; Viridiplantae; Streptophyta; Magnoliopsida; Myrtales; Lythraceae
Source: RefSeq, a predicted model, not a curated record